Molecule: messenger RNA, 486 nt
Organism: Gamsiella multidivaricata
Lineage: Eukaryota; Fungi; Mortierellomycota; Mortierellomycetes; Mortierellales; Mortierellaceae
Product: cytochrome c oxidase subunit IV-domain-containing protein
Exons: 3
Coding region: 1-486 (161 amino acids)
Biological process (GO): mitochondrial electron transport, cytochrome c to oxygen
Source: RefSeq, a predicted model, not a curated record
AUGCUUCGCAACCUUGCUCGUCCCGCCCUCCGUGCCACCCAGCGCCGUUGCGCCUCCACCACGGUUACACCCUCGGAGAUCCCUCUUGCCAACCUCGAGUUGCGCUGGAAGACUUUGACCUCCCAGGAACAGGGCUCGCUCGCCAAGCAGCUCGAGCAGGCCCAGGCCGGCGACUGGACCAAGUUGUCUCUUGAACAGAAGAAGGCUGCCUACUGGGUCGCUUUCGGUCCCCACGGUGCCCGCGCCCCUCUGACUGGACCCAACCAUUCCCUCAAGGUCUUUGUCGGUACUUCCGCUGUCGUCGGCGCCGCUGGUGCUCUCUUCCUCUGGAUACGCGCUAAGGGUGGUGAGGCUCCAAAGACCACAACCAAGGAGUGGCAGGAGGCCACGAACGAAUAUGCUCGCGAGAACAAGAUCAACCCCAUCACUGGUAUUUCCUCCGAGGGCUACAAGGGCGAUGGUUUCGUGCAUAUCCCCAAGAACUAA